Messenger RNA from Trichoderma atroviride IMI 206040, 1570 nucleotides. The record is from RefSeq and is a predicted model, not a curated record. Lineage: Eukaryota; Fungi; Ascomycota; Sordariomycetes; Hypocreales; Hypocreaceae.
GGCCCUCUUGCAUUGCGAACCUUUUUCUUCCACCUUUAUUUUUCUUGCAUGUUCAACUGUAACCCUCUGAAGCCCAGCUUUGUAUCUAAACAUGCAUUACAGACCACGACCACCUUUCAAAACAAAACACUGGCGGAAGCUCUACGAAUCUCGUAUCUCGGAUAUAAAAGCCCUCAAGGACUGCGCGAAUGGUGCUGCCUUUGUCAUCAUUGAUGCCAAGCCAUGGGGCAGAGAUAACUCAGAGCCGGCUGAGAUUGGCCUUUCUUUUCUUCCACCAACCCACGGGAACCGCGAACUUCCAGAAACAUUAGAUGAAGCUAGUAACUUGAUAGGAUUGGAAACACACUGGAUACGCUUUGUCGACAGAGAAAGGCGAGAAAAGGGUCGUGAACAACAUCGAUACGGGUCACAACAGCAUGUCUCGGGCGACAAGGUAGAGGAGACAAUUAAAGGCAUCAUAGAGUCAUUCCGGAACCGGAUACCGGGCGACACGCCUCUUAUUCUAACGGGAUUUGCUGUCGUUUUCGAGUUACAGGUGCUAUCAGCCCUCUAUCCAAACCUAUUGAACUAUUUCACAUACUGGGUUGAUCUUCAGGAAGUGGCAAGCGGUGUGGUUGAUGGUGUCGCAAGACCUAGCUUGCGUGACACUCUGACUGCAUGUGGUUUUGAAGGCUACAGGCACUCGCAGGAUUCCCAGACUACCAUUUUUCCGCAUAACGCUGCUACGGAUACUGUGCGGACAGUGGUGCUGCUCGUUCAGUUUUUGGCGCUUCCCAAUGACGGAAAGAAGCUUGAUAUUAGCCCAUCAUCUCAUAAGAAACAACAGUUUGCCAGACGGCGCUCAAAUGCCCCUGCAACCCCGGAACAAAAGAGUUAUUGGAAAGGCUCGCGACCCAGACCGAAAGAAUUCUUCCCAUUUACCACAAGAGUAUAUCAAUAUAGACCAACUGCUGUUGGAAUAAGCAACGGAAUGCGAUAUGGAUGGGUGUGCUUACCCGACCUGGAAACUUUGGACAACUUUGUACGUUCUGUGCAUAGGUGGGACGCUAAAGAUGGAAACGUAUGGGAGGUUAUCUCGGAAUAUGAUCCUACGGUAAUACCUGCACGGGACUGGGAAGAGCUGGAGCUCUGUCAAAAGGAAGAGAUACAGGCGAAGGACGACGAGAAGCGAAUGCAAAGACGGCUUAAAAACGAGAGCCAGAGCGAUGAGAUGUGGCCAGGGGAUGAACGCCCGAGGACAGCCACUUUGACUCUCCAAAUACAAUUAAUGCCUCUCUCAAAGAUGGCGAUGCAGUACAACUUGGCGAAUCCUGAAGCUUUUACUUAUACCAGGAAAGCCCACAUACGCGUGGCCGUUAUAAGCCCUGUUGGGACGAGCAUGACCACAAAUGCCGUCUACUUGAAACACAAUUGGACGCCUGGAGAAACGGAAGAGAUGGCUUCUCGGAAGGCAGGCCAAAAGCAGCCACCCUCAGUUAGAUCUACAGAUACUCGCCACGACUACGAAGUACCCGCCCAGCAAGGGAUAGAACCCGGCCACUUUCGUGGUGUGGAAAGAAGCUCUUUUUGA